AUGGCGUAUCCCCUUUGGAUGGCUAUCAUGGUACCUCCAAUCUCUUUCAUGGCAUGGAAUUUGCAAUGUCUAUGGCGUAACUACCGUCUUGCUCAGAAAAUGAACAUUCCGAUAAUCGUCAUACCAGCGAGCGGCGACAAUCCAGUGUGGCUGCUGGUUGCAAAACCUGUUUUGGCCGUGUUGAGAUUCAUAUUUGGGGACAUUGAUUUUGUGAAGUAUAGUAACCCGGGAUGGGAAAGUAAAGCGAAGUACAGAAUGUACGAGGAACUGGGCGAAGCGGUUAUUCAUGUCAGUCCAGGGCACAAUUGGUUGUAUAUUUGUAAUCCAGAUGCUAUCAAUGAAGUCUUCAGGAGACACAAGGAGUUUGAUCGGCAUCCAGAACUGCUAGCCAUACUAGCUGUCUUCGGACCUAAUAUCUCCACGGCAACCGGAGCCGACUGGCAACGCCAACGCAAAAUCACUUCUGCCCCAUUCUCGGAUUCCAAUAAUGCUUUACUAUGGGACGUGUCUCGUCAACAAGCGUCCGAGCUAGUGCAACAUUGGCUCGCUGCCAGUGAGCCGAUAAGAACAACAGAUGAAGAUACACGCACGCUAUCACUGCACGUCCUCUCUGGAGCUGGUUUUGGGAAGCAGUACUCUUUCCACAAAAAGGGAGAAAAGGCCAAAGCUGGCCAUCUAUACAAUUACCGCGACUCGAUUGCUCUUGUCUUGGAAAACUGUGUUCUCAUUCUAGUACUUGGCCCAAAGCUCCUCGGAAAGCUCGCUAAAUGGCGUAUAUUUGGACCGUUGGCAAAAAUCGGUCAAGCGACGAUAGAUUUCAAAGAUCAUAUGACGACUAUGUUGAUUGAGGAAAACCAAGCCAUAGCUGAGGGUCGACCACGCGCUGCAACAAUCACAAACUCUCUCAUCCGAGCCAGUGAGGAAAGCAGGUCCUCAAGCAAGGCGGGGGAAGGGUUUAAAGGGUUAACAGAAGACGAAAUUUAUGGGAAUAUUUUUGUGUAUAACUUUGCAGGACACGAUACGACCGCGACAACGUUCAGUUGGGCUUUGUAUCUUCUCGCAGCUUUUCCAGACACUCAGACAUGGAUGGCGGAAGAAAUAAUGGCUGUUGUUGGCGAUCGCGAUCUACAGUCUCUAGACUUUAAAGAGGUCUAUCCAAAACUUGUUAGAUGCCUAGCCAUUUUUUAUGAGACAGUCAGGCUUUGGAAUCCAGUUCUUGGUAUUUGCAAGUCAACUUUCCUUGAUCCCGUGGAUCUUACUGUUGGCGAGCAGACUUUCUCUAUCCCGCCCGACACUCGCAUCGUUCUUAGUACAAAUGGAAGUCAGACGUUGAGACGCUACUGGGGCGACGAUAGCCUGGAAUGGAAACCUCGCCGAUGGGUUUUGGACUCGGGGACGAACUCGGAGGAAACGGGCGAGAAGGGCGAAAGCCUUUUUGUUCCUGCUCGGGGUUCGUUUUUUGCUUGGUCAGAUGGCGUUCGAACCUGCCCAGGAAAGAAGUUCAGUCAAGUGGAGUUUGUGGCAACAAUGGUGGCUCUGUUUCGCGAUUAUAAGGUCGAGGUUGUGCCUGAGAAAGGUGAGACAAGUUUCGAUGCAAGGGAACGAGUGAAGAGAACGGUCAACGACAAUGGGAUGGUUUUGCUGCUGCAAAUGAGAGACCCGAAAAGCGUCGGGCUGAAAUGGUCUGCUAGGUAG
This is a messenger RNA of Glarea lozoyensis ATCC 20868, 1695 nucleotides long. RefSeq names its product Cytochrome P450. The record is from RefSeq and is a predicted model, not a curated record. The transcript is spliced from 4 exons. The coding region runs from base 1 to 1695 and encodes 564 amino acids. Gene Ontology annotation, molecular function: monooxygenase activity; iron ion binding; oxidoreductase activity, acting on paired donors, with incorporation or reduction of molecular oxygen. Lineage: Eukaryota; Fungi; Ascomycota; Leotiomycetes; Helotiales; Helotiaceae.